Trichoplusia ni (cabbage looper) is the source of this 2762-nucleotide messenger RNA. RefSeq names its product zinc finger BED domain-containing protein 1-like. The coding region runs from base 1216 to 2754 and encodes 512 amino acids. Gene Ontology annotation, molecular function: protein dimerization activity. Lineage: Eukaryota; Metazoa; Arthropoda; Insecta; Lepidoptera; Noctuidae. The record is from RefSeq and is a predicted model, not a curated record. The transcript is spliced from 2 exons.
AAAUAUUUUUAUAUAAUAAAGUUUAAAGUUCAAUUAAUUAAAACUUGUUUCAUUAAAAAGCCCAUACAUUCAAUAACAUAUGUAGAAAUUUUCAAGUUGUUAUCACUUAAGACAAAAGAGAUACACAUUUUUGAGACAGUGAACCCGUUUCGGUCCCACUGUGCGCCGUCCAGGUACGGGCAGACCUAGGGCUACAUCAGCAGCAGAUGAUCGUUAUAUCCACCUUACUGUUCUGCGAAAUCGCCGCCUCAACGCAGUUCAAGUCCAACAAAGUCUGCGUGACCAACGCCAAGUGUUCGUAAGUUCUGAUACCGUCAGAAGGAGACUUGCUGAACGGAACCUGACACCAAAAAGAGCGGCAACAGGCCCACUUUUAACGGUAGCACACCGUCGAGCAAGACUUGAAUUUGCUCGAGAGCAUAGGGAUUGGACGUUAGAGGAGAGGAGUAAUGUACUCUUCACUGAUGAAACCAGGGUGAGUCUACAUGGUAGCGAUCGACGUCAAAGAGUAUAUCGUCGCCCUGGAGAACGUUAUUCUCAGUGUUGCAUCGAGGAAACUGUUGCUUUUGGAGGAGGAUCUGUAAUGGUCUGGGGCGGCAUCUCGUUAACAGCACAUACAGCGUUAGUUUUCAUCGAACCGACGGGCCGUACACGUGGACUGACUUCUCAUCGCUACAUUACUGAAAUCCUCGAACACCAUGUGGUCCCCUACGCAGGAUAUAUCGGACAGGAUAUGCAAUUGAUGCAUGAUAAUGCACGGCCUCAUGUUGCGCAUGUAGUGACCCAGUAUCUACGCGACGUCAGCAUUCGUACGAUGGACUGGCCAGCUCGAAGCCCGGACUUGAAUCCGAUAGAACACUUAUGGGAUGAGCUGAAACGUCGAGUUCGAGCCCGGGUACCUGCUCCAACAAGGCUUCCGGAGCUGCGAAUCGCUAUUGAAGAGGAGUGGAAUACAAUUCCUCAAGAUUUUAUCGUCAGGCUCGUAAGGUCGAUGAAUACAAGGAUGCUGGCAGUUAUCCGAGCAAGGGGAGGGAAUACGGAAUAUUGAUCAAUAACUUUUUUUUAUUCAACUUUUGUUUUUGGCUUUAAUUUUGUUUUACACUUUAUCAUUACUAACGAUUGUCACGACUGGAAAACGACUCUUCUUUGUAAAAUCCUUAAUAAACUCUGAAAUAUUGAUUGAACCAUAAUGAGUUUCCUUUCAUUUUAAUCACCAUGAAAUGCACUUUCGUUGGUACAACUUUGAUAAUUGUAGGUUUUUUAGUUUUUGAGAAAAUCGAAUUAGAGUGCCUAGGUAGCGGGUGGCUCGGUUUAUUUGCUGUCCAGUGUAUAUUGCCCACAUACACAUUACCUACGCGCAAAACUAUAUCUUCCAGCUUAAUACCUAAACUUUAUCAAACGACCAAAGAUAAAGUUCUACUACAGUUAAAAACAGAAGCUGAUGCGAUAUGCUUAACCACUGAUGGCUGGACAUCUACAAGUAACACGAGUUUUGUUGCGCUGACAGCUCACUAUAUUGACCAGAAUUCGUUGCUUAAGUCGGUUUUAUUAGGUUGCAUUGAAUUUGACGAACGGCACACGGCAGAAAACUUAUUUAAUUUUUUGAUAAAUGAAGUUGAAGCAUGGGGCAUAUCAAAUAAAAUUACAGGAAUAAUAACAGAUAAUGCGGCAAAUAUUGUGGCAGCCGUUCACUUAACAAGUUGGCGCCAUUUCCCUUGUUUCGCUCACACAGUAAACCUCGUAGUUCAACAUAGCUUAAAUAAUAUUAAAAGACAAUUAGAUCGAGUUAAAGCAAUUGUACAAUAUUUCAAACAUAGCUCAUCAGCUGAGAGCAAACUGACGGCUAUGCAAAACCAAAUGGAAUUACCUCCCCUGAAACUGAAACAGAGCGUUGUAACUAGGUGGAAUUCCACGUAUGACAUGCUUCAAAGAUUGCUUAAAAUUAAAGAUGCUGUCAUAAGUACGCUAGCUAUCGAACAACCCCGUCUUAAUACCUUGACGAUGGAUGAUUGGCUGCUCAUAGAAAAUUGCGUUAAAGUUUUAAAAAUAUUUUAUGAUGUGACGGAAGAAAUGAGCGCUGAAAAGUCGGUCUCUAUGUCGAAAGUGUUGGUGCUGGUAAAAAUUAUGAAAACACAUGUCGAAAAUUGCAUUGCCGAGAAUGCUCCUUCUGCACAACCUGACGAAUAUGAUCAAUUACUUCGAACUCUUAAUAAACAGCUUAACGAACGCUUUUUUGAUGUAGAGGGUAACGUUUUGGCUGCAGAAGCAUCAUUUCUCGACCCCCGCUUUAAAAAGCAUGCAUUUACUAACAAAGUAAAAUAUGAUAACUGCAUGAAAUCUAUCAAAGGAAGACUUCGUGGGUUGUGUGCGCGAGAAGAUGCGACACUUUUACAAGUUCAAGAUAACCUGCCGCCGCAACCUUCUACUUCUGGCAAUAUCUGGGCGUCAUUUGAUAAAGAAGUGGAAAAUGAGAUAAUUAAAAACCCUACAGCUGCAAGCAUAGUGGAACUAGACAAAUAUAUAAACGAACCACUUAUAAAAAGAACGGAUGAUCCGCUAAAGUGGUGGAAUGAGCGUCGUCUCCUUUAUCCACAUUUAUACACUUUAAUGAAGCGUCGAUUAUGUUUGCAGGCAACAUCAGUACCAUGUGAGAGGAUAUUUUCAAAGGCCGGAAUGACAAUUACUAAUAAAAGAAGCUCGUUAAAGCCGAAAAAAGCCUCUCAAAUUUUAUUUUUGAACCACAAUUUGGAGUGAAUGCUCAA